Messenger RNA from Alternaria atra, 699 nucleotides. RefSeq lists its product as uncharacterized. The transcript is spliced from 2 exons. Bases 1 to 699 code for a protein of 232 amino acids. Lineage: Eukaryota; Fungi; Ascomycota; Dothideomycetes; Pleosporales; Pleosporaceae. The record is from RefSeq and is a predicted model, not a curated record.
AUGAAGCUUUCUACCUCUCUUGUUCUUGCUGCAGCAGCCAGCUCAGCAUCCGCACACACAAUCUUCGUCAGUGUCAAUGGCGGUGCAGUAGGAGACGGUGUCCGCGUCCCCUCCUACGACGGUCCCAUCAACGACGUAUCCAGCAACGACAUAGUCUGCAACGGCGGCCCCAACCCCACCGCCAAAACUUCCACGGUCAUCACCCUCCAAGCUGGCUCCACGGCCACCCUAACAUGGCGCCACACCCUCACCUCAGGGCCCUCGGACGUCAUCGACGCCUCGCACAAAGGCCCCGUAAUGGCCUACCUCAAGAAAGUCAGCGACGCAAAGACCGACUCGGGCGUCGGCAACGGCUGGUUCAAGAUCUCGGAAGAUGCCUUUGACGGCACAAAAUGGGGCGUUGAUCGCCUCAUCGCCAACAAAGGUGUCCAAACGAUUACCAUCCCCAAGUGCAUUGCGCCUGGGCAGUAUUUGCUCAGGGGAGAGUUGAUUGCGCUGCACUCGGCGAGUUCGAGUAUGGGCGCACAGUUUUACAUGGAGUGUGCGCAACUCAAUAUCAUUGGGGGUGAGGCGAGUAAGACGCCUGCUACUGUGUCUUUCCCUGGUGCGUAUAAGCAGAAUGAUGCUGGUAUCCUUUACAACCUUUACACGGGCAGCAAGACAUACACUAGUCCUGGACCGGCAGUGUUCAAGUGCUAG